Molecule: messenger RNA, 4288 nt
Organism: Drosophila takahashii
Lineage: Eukaryota; Metazoa; Arthropoda; Insecta; Diptera; Drosophilidae
Gene: mtt
Product: mangetout
Biological process (GO): G protein-coupled receptor signaling pathway
Cellular component (GO): plasma membrane
Molecular function (GO): G protein-coupled receptor activity
Source: RefSeq, a predicted model, not a curated record
UUUGCCAAUGCAGAAAACGACGAAAUGUAGAAGCGAAAAAAGAACGAUAAAUUGUGAGCAGCCAACGAAACCAAAGCCCAAAAUGCGUGCAACAUAUCGCCAUGAGCAAUUGAACUGUGAGCUAAUCCGAAACAUAUCCAAAUCCAACCCAAAUCCGCGCACAUUCAAAUAGAAGAGUGCGACGAGCAAAUACAGAAAUAUAUCACGUUUAAACCGUAGCCAAGGCCAAUAUGAAAACAAUCUGCGACAGCAAAUGGUUCGUGCAAAUUUGUUUGCUGCUGGUCCUGGUUGUCCUGCCCACCUGUCACAUCCUGCAGGCCGAGAGCCAGGUGGUGGUGGGUGACAUUGAGCUGCAGGAGAAGGACGACGAGGUGGCGCCCAGUCAUCAUCACAGUCGCAGUGGCAGUCACAGCAAUAGCAAUAGCAAUCAUCCUGGCUGCGAGCACCUCCAUCAUCGUCAGCACCACCGGGGAAAGCACGGAAGCCGGAAGCACAGACAGAGCCAUUACGAGAUUCUCGAGCGGGAGCAGCGGCAGCAGCAGCUGGGAAAACACUGGCGUCAGUGGGUGAAUGUGAAUCACCCGAAUCACCUGAAACACCUGAAUCACCUGCAGUCGCCGGAUUACCCCAGCGAUGAUCCAUCGCCCUCGGAUGGCAGGCACCCAUCUCGGGCUAAUGGAGGCCUGUCGGACGACGAACCUUUCGACCUGGAGGACUACCAGCGGUAUGCUAAUAUUGACCUGGCCUCUCCGCGCUCCGGUCGCCAUCGCGGCCGCCACCUGCCGCUGAACAAGGUGAACCUGAUGCUGCCGCUCAUCUCGGCGGACGGAAGUGGCAAGUACCUCAGAUCCCUGCCCGAUUCGCUGAGCUUCCAGAACGAUCGACUGCUGUAUGGGAGCCAGCCGCAGAGACACUGGCCCGUCAAGCGGGAGGCCAUUGUGGAGGGCGACGUCAUCCUGGGCGGCCUGAUGAUGGUCCACUCGCGCGAGGACAGCAUCACCUGCGGACCCAUCAUGCCGCAGGGCGGCAUCCAAGCCCUGGAGGCCAUGCUCUUCACCAUCGACAGGAUCAACCGGGAGCAGCUGCUGCCAAACAUCACCCUGGGCGCCCACAUCCUGGACGACUGCGAUAAGGACUCGUACGGCCUGGAAAUGGCCGUGGAUUUUAUCAAAGGAUCCAUCAGCAACAUUGACGACGCCGAAUAUCAUUGCAACAAGACGCAAGUGCGGAAGGUCAUCUCGGGGGUGGUUGGCGCCGCCUCCUCGGUCACAUCUAUUCAAGUUGCCAAUUUACUGCGGUUAUUCCGAAUACCCCAGGUGUCCUACUUCUCCACGAGCCCCGAGCUUAGCAACAAACAGCGAUUCGAGUACUUCUCCCGCACGAUUCCCUCGGAUCACUACCAGGUGAAGGCCAUGGUGGAGAUUGUUAAGCGGAUGGGUUGGAGCUACGUCUCGAUUAUCUACGAGGAGAGCAAUUAUGGCAUCAAGGCUUUCGAGGAGCUGGAGGAGCUGCUGGCACGCCAUAACAUUUGUAUUGCCAUCAAGGAGAAGUUGGUAAAGGAUUCGGGAGUGGCCGAGGACAUCGCGUACGAUAAUAUAGUGCAGAAGCUGCUGACGAAGCCGCGGGCCCGAGGGGCCAUUAUCUUCGGUUCGGAUCAGGAGGUGCGGCAAGUGAUGCGGGCGGUGCGGCGGGCGAAUGCAACUGGCUCCUUCUCCUGGAUCGGAUCGGAUGGCUGGAGUGCCCGGAACUUGGUAUCGGACGACUACGAGCCGGAGGUGGAAGGCACGCUGUCUGUGCAGCCGCAGGCGAAUCCAGUGCGCGGUUUCGAGGAGUACUUCCUCGGUCUGACGGUGGAGAACAACCAGCGAAAUCCCUGGUUUGUGGAAUUCUGGGAGGAUCAUUUCCAGUGUCGUUAUCCCGGAAGUACCAGCACUCCGUACAACAACUACACUAAGGAGUGCACCAAAAAGGAGCGACUUUCUAGGCAGAAUACCGACUUCGAGGACCAGCUGCAGUUCGUCAGCGAUGCGGUCAUGGCAUUUGCCUAUGCCCUAAGGGACAUGCACCGCGACUUGUGCGGCGGAGGUCCUUCGCUGUGCGAGGCCAUGAAGCCGACAAAGGGCGCAGAUUUGCUCAAAUAUUUGCGUAAAGUGGAGUUUGAGGGCCUCAGCGGCGACGAGUUCCGCUUCGACGGGAACGGCGAUGGUCCUGCCCGGUACAACAUCAUCCACUUCAAGCAGUCGCAGGCCGGCCAGUACCACUGGGUCAAGGUGGGCGAGUACACGGAGGGCGAGCUGCGCCUCAAUAUGUCGGAGGUGAAGUUCAAGCGCCUGAGUCCCAAGCCGCCCGAGUCCGUCUGCAGCCUGCCCUGUCUGGUGGGCCAGGCCAAGAAGUACGUGGAGGGCGAGAGCUGCUGCUGGCACUGCUUCAACUGCACAACCUAUCAAAUCCGCCACCCGGAUGACGAGACCCACUGCAAGCUGUGCAAGCUGGGAACGCUGCCCGACGCCCACAAGCAGUACUGCCGCCCCAUCCCGGAGAUAUAUCUGCGACCGGAGUCCGCCUGGGCCAUUGGGGCGAUGGCGUUUAGUGCCACCGGCAUCCUGGUAACGCUCUUUGUCAUGGGCGUGUUCGUCAGGCACAACGACACGCCCAUCGUGCGCGCCUCGGGGCGGGAGCUGAGCUACAUCCUGCUGGCGGGGAUUUUCAUGUGCUACGGUGUCACAUUCGCCCUGGUCCUGAAGCCCACCAACAUCGUGUGUGCCAUCCAGCGGUUCGGUGUGGGCUUCUGCUUCACGGUCGUCUAUGCUGCACUGUUGACCAAAACGAAUCGCAUUGCACGGAUCUUCAAAGCGGGCAAACAGUCCGCCAAGCGGCCCUCCUUCAUUAGUCCCAAGUCCCAGCUGGUAAUCUGUGCGUGCCUGGUUAGUGUGCAGAUACUCAUCAACGGCGUUUGGAUGGUAAUUGCGCCAUCACAUGCCAUGCAUCAUUAUCCCACACGCGAGGAUAAUCUGCUCGUCUGCGACUCGUACAUCGACGCCUCCUACAUGAUUGCGUUCUCCUAUCCAAUCUUUCUGAUUGUAAUUUGCACGGUCUACGCGGUGCUCACGCGAAAGAUUCCGGAGGCCUUCAACGAGUCGAAGCAUAUUGGUUUCACCAUGUACACGACCUGUGUGAUUUGGCUGGCCUUUGUACCGCUCUACUUUGGAACCGCGAACCACGUGCCGCUGCGCAUCACCAGCAUGUCGGUGACAAUCAGCUUGUCCGCCAGCGUGACCAUCGCCUGUCUCUUUUCGCCCAAGCUGUACAUAAUACUCAUACGCCCCGAGCGCAACGUGCGGCAGAGCAUGAUGCCGCCGCGCUACGGCAACAUGCACCGCACCGCCGGAACAGGACCCUCGUCCAUGAUGGCCGCCGCCGUGGUGACCGCUGCCACCUGCGCCCAGGAGGAGAAGAUCCAAAAGCAUAUCACGCCCACAAACACUGAAAACUCGCUAAAGGCAAAGAAAUUGUGCGAGAUGGCCACUCAGACGAUUUCCAGCAUCAUCACGUCGCUGGACAUCAACGCGUACAAUCAGAUACCAUAUGCCGAUCAAUAUGUGCCAAACAAUACCACAACGGCCACGACCACGCCCACAGAGAAGGGCAGUGACAACAGCAACGUCAACAGCAACGGCAACAGCAAUACCAAUGGAAGUAGCAACAGCAAUAGCAAUGGCGAUUGCGAUGGCGAUGAGGCAACGGAGCAAGUGGUGGCAAACAAUAAUAAAAUCAAUCAGAGGCAACAUGGCCAGCCGGCCGUGGCAUUUGCCAUCACAACGGCUAACAAUCACAUAAGCGGCCCAGCAGCAACCAUAACAACAGCGGCUCCAACUGGUGAAACAACAACAGAGGCCCUUGUGGCUACAAUAACAACUCCAUUGGCGGCGGGGGAUGUCACCGAAACCGCAUCCGUGGCGGCCAACAAUGGCCAUGGCAACGGCAGCCAGCGUCCGCCGGUUUUGCAAACAAACUUAUAGCUAAACGCACAACAAUUGCAGCAGCAGUUGCUGAAGGAGCAGCAGCGACAACAGGCGGAGCUGCAGCAACAGCAACAGCAGCAGCAGCAACCUGCAACACAAAGCUCUUCCAGCGACACCGGCAGCACGGGCAGCGGUAGUGCGGCAAAAAAACGUUCCGCAAUUCCCGUUUAAGCUGCCAUCAGAGAUUAGAGUUCCCCGCCACAAUACGUAAGUAGAGAAAAAGUGUCUGUUGACCCAAGUUUUUCCAAGGGUCAGAGGUAGGCAAA